Molecule: messenger RNA, 1354 nt
Organism: Dermacentor silvarum
Lineage: Eukaryota; Metazoa; Arthropoda; Arachnida; Ixodida; Ixodidae
Exons: 1
Coding region: 324-1334 (336 amino acids)
Molecular function (GO): protein binding
Source: RefSeq, a predicted model, not a curated record
UCCUAGAAGUUGGUGUUGCGCUGUUUUACUUGUCAUGUGUAGUCAGUAGUUGUCAUUCGUAGUUGACCAGUUCACCGUGAAAUCAGUAAAACUACUGAAGUGGAAGCACGUGCGUGGUUCUCGUUCCCUUGAAUGUCGUGACUGUAACGUUGAAGAAAACCCCACGCAAGCGCUUGACGACUUCAAAGCGUACUAUGUGAAACGUGUCAAAAAUGCGUUUCUGAAGUUUUCAUGAGGUCUUCGGCACUGCCAUCGUAUCAUCACCGUGUUUGCAUUACUGUGCAAAGAGUGGCCUUUGAGUGACUAGCGUCUGAAGCAGUGCAAUGAGUGAUAAAGACACUCAUUUUGAAGAAUGGGAAGCGCCGGACAAGUCAUUCCGCAAAAUAAUUGUAAAGGCCGGGCGUGUUGGAAAGAGGCCUUUGCACGAGUCGUCUUGCCGGUGUAAUGUUUUAUCGGACGAGGAGGGAAUUGUUGGUCUUGGAAGUGGAAUUCGAACUAAAACCUUAGUUAUCGGGGAUGUUUCGAGCGAAGUGGAACUGGUCCUUGAAAAAUGCUUGAUGACAAUGAACACAGAAGAGAUUUGCGAUUUAUUAUUUACUCUUCCGUUGAGUAUUACAGUGCCGUACAUACCAAAAGCUGCCUACCUCCAUUGCGGCAACCAGCCAGCGACGGACCUCGGCAACGUCUCACGGGCACAAGGGGACGCUUUGAAAGACAUUAAUAAGGAAGCUGGCGAUGUGUCACAUUACAGUGGAGUACCACCUGGGAAGCCUGAUGUGACCCCUAAGAGCUACAGAGUUCGAAUAGAACUGGAAACGUUUAGUAAUGUUCCCCAUGUCUGCGAUAUGACUGGUGCAGACAAGUGGCGACACGCAUGUGAACACAGGGAUAAGGGCAGUCAGUUAUUUUCUGCAAAGCAUUACAGGUGGGCCUUCAGACACUUUAGCUGGUCAUACAAGUAUGUAGUUUCAUUGGAGCAUGAUAAUGUGCCUGAUGAUAUGGCCCCACAGCUAGAACUAGACAUCCAAGGCUUGAAACUGAAGUGUCUUCUGAACCUUGCAGCCUGUCAACUACAUAAUUAUUCCUAUGAUCGUGCUGUUGAGAAUUGCACGCUUGCCCUGGAGAUAGACCCAAACAAUGUCAAAGCCUUAUACAGACGGGGCACUGCACUAAUCCAAUUACAAGAGUACGAGCGAGCAAAAUGUGACCUUGAGCAGGCGAAGCAUUUGGACCCCAAGAAUCUUGCUAUUGAUACAAAGUUGGAGAUUGUAAAGGAGCGCACAUGCAAGCUAAACAAAUAUUUUGCUGUAGCCAUGAAGAAACUGUUUGAAUAAAGCUGCUGAAAUAAGUGUAA